Pseudopipra pipra is the source of this 2318-nucleotide messenger RNA. It is a transcript of the gene FERD3L, whose product is annotated as Fer3 like bHLH transcription factor. The transcript has a single exon. Gene Ontology annotation, biological process: regulation of transcription by RNA polymerase II; developmental process. The coding region runs from base 372 to 941 and encodes 189 amino acids. Lineage: Eukaryota; Metazoa; Chordata; Aves; Passeriformes; Pipridae. Gene Ontology annotation, molecular function: protein dimerization activity; DNA-binding transcription factor activity, RNA polymerase II-specific; RNA polymerase II transcription regulatory region sequence-specific DNA binding. The record is from RefSeq and is a predicted model, not a curated record.
AGAGAUCCCGAGAGAAAGCAGGAAAACAGGCUCAGUGGAGACCCGGCUCUGCGGCUGCUGGCUUUAAAGAGGCUGAAAAUCAUUUGGUUGCGGGUAUGUAAGAAGAGACAAAAGUGCUCAGCAGGUAAGAGCGGAGGGUUUUGCCAAGAAGGAACUGUCCUUGAUCGCUGUGACAGGAUUGACUCGCUGGGGAUUCUUCUCUCGGGAGCGUCCACGUGUCCCUGAGGGGAUUGCCUGUCUCCUCUCAUCAGCAUCACGGCGAGAAAUUUUACAGCAACUCUUUCUAGUCCUGCUAAUCCUGUUAUCCGGGGGGUUAUAAAUAUUAACAUCGCUGGGGAUGGGGGACCAAAUUAAGCCCUCUCUGAAGUAAGAUGUCAGCCAGCCUCUUCCCAGCCCACCAGCUCCCGGGGCUGCUCGAUGAGUUUCACGGCAGAGCCCCGCAAGUGCCCUGUCCGGAGAGACUGCUUGGCGCCUCGGUGCUGGAUUUUGUGGCCGACCUGUCCCUGGGAGCCCCCCAGGGACCCCCCGGGGCCGGGCCGGGCCUGGGACUCUGCGACGUCACCGCCGGCUCCCCUUUCGGCGACAGAGCCCUGUCGCUCCGGGAGGGAAUGGCCCGGGGGCUGCCCCUGGCUGCCUUCGGAGAUGGAGAUCCCGAGGACGAAGAAGAGGAGGAGGAAGAGGAGAGGAUGCGCAGCGCUUCCCUCCUGGAUAGACCCAGGAGAAAGCGGGUCAUCACAUACGCCCAGCGCCAGGCUGCCAAUAUACGGGAGAGGAAGAGAAUGUUCAACCUCAACGAGGCGUUCGAUCAGCUGAGGAAAAAGGUGCCCACCUUCGCCUACGAGAAGAGGCUCUCCCGGAUAGAGACCUUGCGUCUGGCCAUAGUGUACAUCUCCUUCAUGACUGAGCUCCUGGACGGAUGCAGCAGGCAGGAGGCGAGUUAAGGAGCGCCUGGGCCCGGCGGGGCGCGGCACCGAGCAGGUGGCCUCGGCAUCUCCCUCCUGGGGACGCAGAGCUGUGUCUCCUACCUCGGCUUCUCACAUCGCAGCCAGGACCGUGUAGGUGUGGGAUGCAAAACCAGGAGUGUUUGGAGCAGCGUGCGCUCGGGUCGGGGGGAGGAGCUGGGGAGAGGACGGAUAGAGAGGCUCAGUAUAUCGUAGAUUUUUUAAUAUAUGUAAUUUUUGUAAGGGGAAGGGGGGGGGAAAUGAAGGUCCGAGGCCCUUUUGUUUGUGCUACAUCGCCUGCUUGCUUUAAAAUAUUUCCAAUUUGUUGUUUUGGAGGAAGACUGGGCUGGGGCAGUGGAGCCCUUCCAAUGCGUGAAACAGGUUUCCAGAAGGUUCGGUUCCUGCCCAGUUGCCUGCCAGUGAAAUCUCGGCGUGUGCAUUUUAACCCAGCACUUUCUGUCUUUUAAAAAAUAAACAACAACUCCCUUUUCUUUGAAAUUCAGCCUGCCAAGUCCACGCCGUGUGUCACGGGGCCAGGGAAGCCGAACAUCUGGACACAACCGCUUGUUGUCACGAUUUUCUUCCCGGGACCAGCUCUGUCCUUGCGUGUGGGCAGCCAGCGCCGUGGCUCGCACGGAGCAGAAGCUGACAGAGCAGUGCCCAGUCCGGCCUGGCCCGGCCCGUCGGGGACGAGGUGCAGCGGCUGGCUGGGAUGCCUCGCAGCCUUCCCGGCACCGGGGGGCCCGGCCUGGGAAGCCGUCUGCUCCCUCCUGAGGGAGCAAACAUGAGAGCUUGUGGGCUUUGAUUUUGGGGAGGUCGAGCUGAGACAUUUUGUCUCUCGCUGGACCCCCCCCCCACACACACACAUACACCAAGAGAGUUUAAUUGCUGCAAGGAAUAAAUAUAAAUUAGUUCUAAAAACAUGGAGCGGGAGGAAUGGGGGAAACCCGGCCCGUACAUACCCUGGGGAUGUGGACAGGGUCACGCCGGGGAUCGUGUUUUAGUGUUACCUACUGAUGCCUCGCAGGCAUCUCUUAACAGAGGCGAGGUGCCGGUAGAGUGGCAGAUGCGGGGGAUGGCCGUGACCGGGCUGGGAGUGGGGCCCGCGGCUGCCCUAGAAGCCUCUCCGAUCCUUCUCUGCCCUCCCCUUUCCCCCCCCCCCGAUUCACCCUGCCCCAGUUCUCGCUCCUGCUGGUACCUUCAGUCGCUGCUGCGGGGAAAGACCAGGAUUUGUCCCUGCGUUCGGAGCAGACGGGCAGCAAACAGCUUGCUCACAGUCCCGUCCAGCCGCGCUAAACGGCCCAUCUAGGGCAGCGGUUCCGCAUGGCUUCACAGAAUAGCUUUUAUCUCCACUAUAGAAAAUUAUCGUGAUAUUAG